GCCCAGAGACUCCACAGACAAGGAGACAGACACUCGCCCGGCCGGCCCCCUCCUCCUCUCCUCUGGCCUAAGUUUGAGCUGACUUCACUCAACAGGCACCUGACCCUCCCAGAUGAGGUGGGAGGGGCUUCAGCACACAGCCGUGGUAGGGUGGAGGUACAGGCACCAACAAUAUUUAAGAUGCUGCCUUGGUGGGGCAUUCAGACUUGGGAAGGAAAGUGUUCGAAUACCCACUGAGUUCCACUUCAGAAACUCUAGCUUUGAGAAAGGCUAAGAAAGCACCUUGGAAGGAGACCACCAGGAAGGCAGAAAACGGCCAGUGUGAGUCAAAAAAAUAAGCUUCCUGCAGAGCCCCAGACUCUAGAGGGAGACUUCUCCAACAGGCCUCCAGAUGACGCUGAGGAAGACCUGGGUAUGCGUUCUCCUUGUGGCCUUUGUCAGCCACCCUGUGUGGCUGCAGAAGCCUCCUAAGCGCAAGACACCUGCUCAGCUCAGAGCAGCCGCAUGCUGUGAGGAGGUGAGGGAGCUCAGAGCCCAGGUCGCCAACCUCAGCAGCCUCCUGGGUGAGCUGAGCAGGAAGCAGGAGAGCGACUGGGUCAGCGUGGUCAUGCAGGUGAUGGAGCUGGAGAGCAGCAGCAAGCGCAUGGAGUCCCGCCUCACAGUGGCCGAGAGCAAGUACUCCGAGAUGAACAACCAGAUCGACAUCAUGCAGCUCCAGGCAGCACAGACCGUCACACAGACCUCGGCAGAUGCCAUCUAUGACUGCUAUUCCCUCUACCAGAAGAACUACCGAAUCUCUGGAGUGUACAAGCUUCCUCCCGAUGAGUUCCUGGGCAGCCCAGAGCUGGAGGUGUUCUGUGAUAUGGAAACUUCAGGAGGAGGCUGGACCGUCAUCCAGAGACGUAAGAGUGGCCUUGUCUCCUUCUACCAAGACUGGAGACAGUACAAGCAGGGCUUUGGCAGCAUCCGAGGGGACUUCUGGCUAGGGAAUGAACACAUCCACCGGCUUACCAGACAGCCAACGCGGCUCCGUGUAGAGCUAGAGGACUGGGAGGGCAACGCACGCUAUGCCGAGUACAGCCACUUUGCAUUGGCCAACGAACUGAACAGCUACCGCCUCUUCCUGGGGAACUACAGUGGCAACGUGGGCAAGGAUGCCCUCCUCUAUCAUAACAACACGGUCUUCAGCACCAAGGACAAGGACAACGACAACUGCUUAGACAAGUGUGCACAGCUCCGUAAAGGUGGCUACUGGUACAACUGCUGCACAGACUCCAACCUCAAUGGGGUCUACUACCGCCAGGGGGAGCACAGGAAACACAUGGAUGGCAUCAGCUGGUAUGGCUGGCAUGGAGCCAACUACUCCCUCAAGCGAGUGGAGAUGAAGAUCCGUCCUGAAGUCUUCCAGCCCUAAGAAGGCUGCUGCAAUCAAUGCAGAGCCAUGGAAGCGAGAUGUGGAAGGCUGAGGGGGGCAGGGCAGGAAGGGAGGAGGCGGAGAAAUGGCAGGAAGGGAAUGGUCUAUCAUCUUCAAUGAAAAGUCAAUCUCUAGGGAACAUGACGGAACUUUCUCUGUGCCACCAACGUGAGCACAUGCACACCCAGUAGAACCACAGGUACCAAACAGUACACCAGCAAUGGCAACAGUUAGUAGCCUCGGUGGGCCUGCCACUGGUGCCAAGGGGGAGGACUGCAUGGACCCAGAGAGCAGCAGCCUACAUGACUUACCCAUGGGAAACAGGAACCCUGAAGUACUUUACCCAUUCUCUCUAACUAAGGCGUAGAUGACCCGAGGGGAAGAGCAAAUAAAAAGAACUGUUGUGACUGUCAGAGGAGAAGGUGGCGGCUUCCUCUUCUUAAACCGCAUGACAUUUCCUUGUGUCUAUAGGAUUUUGAGUUUCUCUUUAAGACAGAAUCUCUCUCUACACAGCUCUGACUGUCCUGAACUCAUUAUGUAGUGGCUGGCCUUGAACUCAGAGAUCUACCUGCAUCUGCUUCCCAAGUGCUGGGAUUAAAGGCCUGUGCCACCACACAGCUUUAUAGGAUUUUUAAGAGACAAGCCUGUGCCACCACACAGCUUUAUAGGAUUUUUAAGAGACAAAAAUGUGGGGGCUAAACUUGUUUCAAGGACUCUCCAGGGCCGGGUCUGGGUCAGGGAACAGCAUUGCCAGGCAUGCUGUGGGGUGGGUGUGGGAGUGAAGACCAGUGGGAGGUGAGCCUUAAAACAUUCUCAGUCGACAUACAUAUCCAUUUUUACUCAUUCUGUAAGAAAUGGACUCAAAGAGAUCCCCUUUAAAAAUACUGUCUAGGAGAACAAUGUCUGGAAAAUGAAGGUAGAUGGAGCUGUGGUUAAAAACUUAUGCUUUGUAAAAAUAAAAGAUUGUGAUCUCUGUCUUAAA
Molecule: messenger RNA, 2396 nt
Organism: Mesocricetus auratus (golden hamster)
Lineage: Eukaryota; Metazoa; Chordata; Mammalia; Rodentia; Cricetidae
Gene: Angptl7
Product: angiopoietin like 7
Exons: 5
Coding region: 392-1414 (340 amino acids)
Source: RefSeq, a predicted model, not a curated record